AUGUAUCGACGCGCCCUAGAAGGCUAUGGGAAGGCUCUAGGGCCUGAGCAUCUGUACACUCUCACCAGCAUGGCCAACCUUGGUUCUGUUCUUGAACGACAGGGCAAGUAUGAAGAGGCUGAGGUUAUGUAUCGACGAGCACUAGAAGGCUGUGGGAAGGUUCUAGGACUUGAGCAUCCUGACACUCUUACUAGUGUUAGCAAUCUUGGUUCAAUGCUUGCACAACAGGGCAAGUAUGAAGAGGCUGAAGCUAUGUAUCAGCGAGCGCUAGAAGGUCAAUCGAAGGUUCUAGGACCUGAACAUCCUAGCACUCUGACAACCAUGGACCUUCUGGCUCACACCUGGAUGUCCCAAGAUAAGAUCCAGGAUGCUAUGCCUUUGGAAGACUGCGUUGAGCUCCGUAGCAGAUCAUUGGGACUUGACCACCCAGACACCAAAUACUCAUCGCGGCUCCUUAAUGAGUGGAAGGGAACUUAUUCUUCAUUACCACUGCAGCAACUUCGAGGCAUUGUCCAAGCAGAAUAUGACCAAAGUCAAGAAAUUCCAGCAGAAUGCUCAGCAGAAGUUAUGGUCACCAACCAGACACAGGAAGAAUGGAUCUCCUUACAUCAAAGACAAGAGCAAUUGUCACCUGUCAAAAAAGUUGUUGCAAAUCAUCCUCUCCGAGGCCUUUUAACUUCUGGGACCAGUUCAUCUGUAUCCCGCGGCCCUGAUAUAACAGAAGUUGAAUGA
Molecule: messenger RNA, 732 nt
Organism: Aspergillus lentulus
Lineage: Eukaryota; Fungi; Ascomycota; Eurotiomycetes; Eurotiales; Aspergillaceae
Source: RefSeq, a predicted model, not a curated record